AUGAAAAUACAACGUAAGGAGGCUGCAGUCAUUAUUCAGAAUGAUGAACCCCCAGAAGAACCGGCUUCGGAUGACAGCACUCGUCUGCGGCCGUUACUUGGAUACGACUGGAUAGCGGGUGUUCUUGAUGUGGAAAAGUCCCUGAACGAACACUCAGAUGACUUCUACGCAGAACUCCAAGAUUUUCGAACACAAAAUACAAAGGAGUGCAUGCACCAGCCCAGAGACAAAUCUAGCCUGGAGGAACCCUCUGUCCUGACACUGUUAGCAGACACAGACAGCCUGGGCGAUGACAUGGUUGCUCAUCAGUGCACCUACAUGUACAGGCUGAACAACCGACUGUUCGCCAUCCCCACUCACCCAGAUGAACAGUGCCCCAUGUGUAAAAAGACAAAAUCUGCACACCCACACAGUAGAGACAAACCAGCUCUUGUCAGGGUCAGCAUCCCUUGCGCCACCAUCCUCCCACCGUAUGAGUACAGAGCGCAUCGCCGAAAAAGCUUUGAUCCAGCUGACAGCUUGGGGUUGCCCUCGCAUUGCCUCUUGGGCUGUGCCAACAAGGUUCAGAACAGCUAUGACCCACCCAGCCACCUUGAUUUGCGAAGUCAUUUGGAAAAGAGAAUUGAGACACCAGUGAGAGUGCGUCCAGUGAUUCCAAUCGAGAAUGAUGUGUCAGUUUCCCCCUGA
Molecule: messenger RNA, 687 nt
Organism: Nerophis lumbriciformis (worm pipefish)
Lineage: Eukaryota; Metazoa; Chordata; Actinopteri; Syngnathiformes; Syngnathidae
Source: RefSeq, a predicted model, not a curated record